UCAUAUACUUCCGGUUUUGUGCAGUUGUUGUUUUUAAAAUGGCGCCGUUGGAUUUGGAUAAGUAUGUUGAGAUUGCAAGACAGUGCAAAUAUUUACCAGAAAACGAUCUAAAGAGAUUAUGUGAUUAUGUGUGUGAUUUGCUACUUGAGGAAUCAAAUGUUCAGCCAGUAUCCACUCCAGUCACUGUUUGUGGAGACAUUCAUGGCCAGUUUUAUGACCUAUGUGAACUCUUCAGAACUGGCGGACAAGUUCCAGACACCAACUACAUUUUUAUGGGAGACUUUGUGGACAGGGGAUACUACAGCCUGGAGACAUUUACAUACCUUCUAGCUUUAAAAGCCAAGUGGCCGGACCGCAUCACACUUCUACGGGGAAAUCAUGAAAGCAGGCAGAUCACACAAGUGUAUGGCUUUUACGAUGAGUGCCAAACUAAAUAUGGGAAUGCAAACGCCUGGCGAUACUGCACUAAAGUGUUUGACAUGCUAACAGUAGCUGCUUUGAUAGAUGAGCAGAUCCUUUGUGUACACGGUGGCCUUUCGCCUGACAUAAAGACCCUGGACCAGAUUCGUACCAUUGAGCGCAACCAAGAGAUUCCCCACAAGGGGGCCUUCUGUGACCUGGUGUGGUCAGACCCCGAGGAUGUAGAUACCUGGGCCAUCAGUCCUCGAGGUGCAGGCUGGCUCUUUGGCGCCAAGGUCACUAAUGAGUUUGUUCACAUCAACAACCUGAAGCUGAUUUGCCGUGCACACCAGCUGGUCCAUGAGGGCUACAAGUUCAUGUUUGACGAGAAGCUGGUGACUGUGUGGUCCGCGCCCAACUAUUGCUACCGCUGUGGGAACAUUGCGUCCAUCAUGGUCUUCAAGGACGUGAACACACGGGAGCCCAAGCUGUUUCGCGCCGUGCCUGACUCUGAGCGGGUCAUCCCACCCCGAACCACAACACCUUAUUUCCUCUAAUCACAAGCAUUUUUUUUUGUUCAGUCCCAAAAUAGCCCCUUGCCUCUUUCCCUUACAGUCUUAAUGGAAUGGAUUGGUGUGCCUAAGAAAUAUAACAGCAGGGCUUCACCGUGGUAUGGUCCUGAACUAGCCAUUGGUCUCAUCCCUUUGUGUUUACAGAUCUGAUGGAACAACAUGAGUGGAAGCAAUAUGAUAAAAGCUCCCAUAAGCCUCCCUGAAAAGCUGGCUAGAGCUGUCAUUAUACAUCUGUAUGAGUCUUUCAGAUCUGCAAAAAGCUGUGAUGGAUGCUUCUAGUUUGUAUUGUCUGAUGGUUUAGGGGAAAUGUCUAAAUAUUUCUAAAAUCAUCUGUUUCCUUGUUAUCUGGAAAGGGUAGGGAUUUGUGGUUUUUGGCCUGGGUUAUUGUCCCCACUAUAAACCCCCUGCCCCACAUUCUCAUACACACGCGCACACACACACACACACACACACCUCUUUUAAUUUGUAUUUGAUAUUGCCUAAUGCAUUUUAUUUGCAUUACAUUUUGUAUAGAUAACAUUGCUGCAUUAGAUGAACUGAGUCAAAAGUCCCUUUGGCUCCUCAUUUUAUUUGAAGCCUGUGUCUUUAUACAUUACUUCACACCAAUACAACUACUUCAAUUUCUCCAACCUCAAACUCCAUUUAAUGUGAGUAAACGGAAUUGUAGCCUGCAAUUUAUUCGUAUUAAUACUCAAUGUUUCGCAGCUUCAUAGACAGUCAAUUGUCAUUAAUGUACUCUGCUUCCUUAAAGUUAUAACACGUCAUGAAUUGAAUUCCUUUGAUUGCACUGUGUGCGUCAGAAAAUUCCAUGUUAACUGUUGAAUGGGGUUUUGGGUGGUGUUUGUGUUUUGUGAGUUUGAUUGUUAGAACAGGGUCUAUUGGAAUUACAAUAGCAUAUUAGACCUGAAUACUAUGGAUAUUCUCAGCUGUAAUCUCUUGAUGAAAACAUUUACGUUUUCUCCUAAUGCUGUACUGUCCCCACAUAAUAUUCAAAGAAAACAGCAACUUAAGUAUAUACUGUGGUUUUAAACCAGAUCAGGGCUGAGAGGGGCUUGGGGUAAGUCUUGGGGACUGAGUGGGCUAUGAUGGUUUUGUACAUUCAAAUAAUUGAAUUGAUUCUCUUAUUUUUCUUCUGAUUUGUUUUAUUUUAUUAUUGUACACUGCAACCCACUCGCCAAUUGAAAAUAAAACCUUUAACUUAA
This is a messenger RNA of Esox lucius (northern pike), 2173 nucleotides long. Its product is annotated as protein phosphatase 6, catalytic subunit. The transcript is spliced from 7 exons. Bases 39 to 956 code for a protein of 305 amino acids. Gene Ontology annotation, biological process: G1/S transition of mitotic cell cycle; peptidyl-serine dephosphorylation. Lineage: Eukaryota; Metazoa; Chordata; Actinopteri; Esociformes; Esocidae. Gene Ontology annotation, molecular function: protein serine/threonine phosphatase activity. Gene Ontology annotation, cellular component: cytoplasm. The record is from RefSeq and is a predicted model, not a curated record.